This is a messenger RNA of Pygoscelis adeliae (Adelie penguin), 10000 nucleotides long. RefSeq names its product sterile alpha motif domain containing 12 (gene SAMD12). Gene Ontology annotation, molecular function: protein binding. Lineage: Eukaryota; Metazoa; Chordata; Aves; Sphenisciformes; Spheniscidae. Gene Ontology annotation, biological process: cell surface receptor protein tyrosine kinase signaling pathway. Gene Ontology annotation, cellular component: cytoplasmic side of plasma membrane. The transcript has 6 exons. Bases 1 to 720 code for a protein of 239 amino acids. The record is from RefSeq and is a predicted model, not a curated record.
AUGCAGAAGCCCAAGGGCCGAGGUGUCCGGCUCCUGGGGAAGUACCCGGUAAUUGAGGUGGUGCCUACCAAGAGCUGGAAAGGUGGACGCUUUGCUGAGAUCGUCCAACAGAUGCUGGGCUCCUGCGGCAGUCUGAUGUUGGCUGAGUGUUCCCUUUCCAUGGGGCUUUCGGGAGCUAUCCAUUGCAAUCUGAAUCCAAAUGGUAUUGAUCACCCUGUCCCCGCAGAAGGUAUUAAUCUGCAACUUGAAGGUGAAGGAGUUGAAUCGCCCUCUGUUAAGAACACUAGUACUCCAAAGGGGCCUGAGUCAAAAGAGACACCCAAGAGACAACAAGCGGAGCCAGAAAUAUCUAAGUCAGGGACUGUGAAGCUGACCAAGCCUGUGGCGUUAUGGACCCAGCAAGAUGUCUGCAAAUGGCUGAAGAAACAUUGCCCUAAUCAGUAUCAAAUCUACAGUGAGUCAUUCAAACAGCAUGACAUAACUGGCCGUGCUUUGCUGAGACUUACUGACAAAAAGCUUGAACGAAUGGGCAUUGCCCAGGAAAGCCUGCGACAGCACAUUCUGCAGCAAGUCCUUCAGCUGAAGGUGAGAGAAGAAGUCCGAAACCUCCAGCUACUUACACAAGAUCUCUACUUAAACCUGGAGCAUGAUUUUUUGAGGGUCAUAGAAAAGCAGCCAGUCCUUACAGCCCAUCAAGCCCCAGCAGAGAGCUCUCCAUAAACAUUUCCAGCCUCUAAAGCUGCUGUCCUGCCACUUGAUAUGAAAGCGAACUUUCCUUCAUGAAAAAAACCCAUAAUAAAUGGCACUGCCAGAAGGUGACCAUGGAGGAUUGAAGACAAACUUGAAGUAAAAUCAGCCCGCUGAAGAUGAUGUGUUCUGGGAAGACCUGGUUUGCUGUGGAGUAAAAUUGUGGUGCAUAAUACCCAGUGCUAAUUUGUUGAAAAUGGUCAUUGACAGACCUUUAGCUGGAAAAUUUCUUCCAGUUUUCAUCACUGUGCAUAACUUUUGAGUUCCCUUUAGGGGACUGUCUAUGCCCUUCACUAGAAGUCCUGUUUUAGCAUGGCAACUACUGGAUUCUUUUAUUAUGUAUGCAGAUGGCAUGAUGUUUUAGGAAAAACUUACAGCAAUUCUCCGAUCUCAGUGGAUAUGUUCACAAUAUUACACCCCGGUAGGAAUGUAAACGUCUUGUAUAUGUUAGUUUUGCAGUCUAAUGGUAUUCUGUUAAACAAUAUCAGCACUUCAUAUGUGCUUUCUGCACAGAACUAGCACAGUCCAUAUAUAUAUAUAAUGGUCUUUUUUUAAAAUACUGAGGAUACGUUUCAGUGUUUGUGCUGAGACUGCAUCCAAACUGAAGUCCACUACUAGCAUACCUUCACCAAUUCACAGUAGAUUGUGUAGAUAGAUUUGCACGUGGCAGAGGUGUGACUUCUUUUACGAAGACUUAGAUAACAGCUGUCACAGAGGUAGCCAAGAACAGGGUAGGUUGAAUGAGCUGUAGGACACUGUGUCUGCUCUCCCUCUCAUCCACCAAAUAUCACAGGUUCUCGUUUCUAGUGUACCAAUGUGUUUUCUUACUCGGCAAGGGAGAGGCAAGGGAGAGAGCCUUUCUCAGAGAUCUGUGUGACCCUGGGUUUGGUCUACGACAAAACCAGAAUAAACUGGAAGAAUUCAGGUUCUUUAUGCUGGCCACCAUUAUAUUUUGGGCAGGGCUGGGGAAUUGUAGUCCAAACCAAACUCUCUGAACAAGGUAAAGUGUAAGACUACACUUCUAAGGAGCAAGACACUCCCUUUGGAGAGGGCAGACUUCAUUAACUUUUUCCACUUUCUAUCCAAAACACUGUUUCGGUAGGAACUGGGAAUAAGCAAAUGGUUCCAAUAAGCCUUUCAAUGUACUGUAGCAGGCUCAAGACUGUUGCAUUCAAUCUGAGUGUUGUUUUUCGUUCAGUCUGAAUGGCUGGCCUCAUCUCUGGCUGUAUCACAGCUGGCUGUGGUACUGUUUCUUCCAUGGGGACUCAGUGGAAUUAGUGUCUGUCCCUCACAUCGGGACCUUCUUGACACACUGUAUAAUGAACUGAUGCCAUCAACAUACUGAGGGGACUUACCUAUUUGUUCCUUCUUUCUUUAAUAUCAAGGUAGCUUUUCGUGUAUUUAAAGACCAUCACUCUCUCCAGUCUGAUAGACAGGUACUACAGAGUCACUGUUAGCAUAUAUGCCAAACUGUGGGUGAGACACCAUACUGGUGUGAAGAUGCAGCGAUGGAGAGAAGGUGCAGCUACAUCAAGUCAAAGGGACCUUUUUAGAGGAAGCUCCUGUGUUAUAGUUCUUAAAAACUAUUGUACAGUUCAUUGCUAGAGAAUGGAAGGUCAACCACUGAGGGUGCCUGCACAACCAACAGAUAAAUAUCGCUAGGGCUUAAUUUUUUUCAGAUGGGUAUGGGCUUAGGUUUCAGCUCUCCACCCAUCUCAGAUUCAGCAUGUUGGAUAUUUCUAUAGUAUUCAUUCCAAAAGCAAAUUAUUUUUAUUGACGACCAAGAUUUUCAGAAGUCACUGGUGAUUUCUAACCGUUUGGGUCUUUCCAUGGGUUUUCAAAUGGAGCUCCCAAGAAUUACAAAGCAGUAAGCUUCUACAUUCUCUUUCUGAAAAUCCUGGUCCCUAAUUUGAAAUUAAUUGGUGUAAAAAGUCUCCUUAAGACAUAAGAAUCUUUGCCAACAGCAACAUUUGCACUUUUUAGAGUUUUUCACAGGGUUGCAGGUUGGAAUCUGAUACCAAGAGACCUGGCCAUGUGCGUGGCACAGGUCCACUGUAAGCUUCAGCAAAUUUUACAGCUCUUUCUGCUACAGGUUUUAAAAAUGCGCUCUGGCAACUGACAUCAAUGUCAUGUUGGUACAGCAAUUAAAAAAACCCACUUUGAUAUAAGUUAUUUUAAAAAGAAGGAGAAUGCUAUACUUCUGCAGUAGGAAUUCUCUUAUUUUACUACCCAGUGAAAAAAUCCGGAAUAAUUUGAAUGGUAAAACAAGAGUUUAUCAGAGAGUGUUAUCUUAAAAGGGCGUACGAGAAGAAGUUGAGUUAGGCAGAGAGCCACUAGAAGCAUUUUUUGUAUCAAUGUUAGUUUUGAACAUUUUCCAGUAUAUGGGCAUGAAUUUAGAUGUGUGCAUUUCUCCUGUUAAAACAGUUUGUUUUAAAAGCUUCCCUGGAUUUUAGCUACGGUGACCUAGAAAAGCAGUGUUAUAGGCCCUGAGAAAUGUGAAAAUCAAGUCCAGACCCUUGUGUAGCCAGACUCGGUGAGAAGUCUGCUGUAGGUGCCUAUCGGACAAAUCUCCUUUGAAGCUGGUGUAGGUCUCCAUCCUACAGCCAGCCUGUGCAUGUGGAUAACUCCAAGCAUAGUUCCCCUGAGCCCUGUGACACUUCUCACGUGUGUAACUGUCUGCAGGAGCCAUAAGGAAAUAACUGUACUUUUUGGCUUGUGUUUAACUAUUCAUCGUGUUUGGAUUUUUUAAUCACUGUUAUUCUCCCAAAGUAGGCCAUGCUUCCUCAGGGAUAUUUAUGAAAUUGUUCUACAUCUACCGAACAACUAUCUGGAUCCCAGCAUAUUCUUCUGAAAACUUUUUAAUAUAAAUAAACAUGUGGGAGAGAUUUUUGUUAUUAUGAAUGGGGGCAGGUACUGUAUUCUCGGAAAGGCUAUUGAGUGCAGACAAUCAAGUCUAUUGCAUUUUUUAUGCCGAACACCUUAUUAAUAGCAGACACAUCCGCUUUUGCCUGGGUCACAGGAACAGUUCAGGGGAAAGAAUGCUUUAUCUCUAGUCAAUAAAUCAUUUAUGUCGAGAGUGCCAAAGACCAAGUCAACAUGAAAGGGAGCGAAUAAGUUAUUCCGGCAAAGGAAGUGAAUUUAAAUACGCUCAGAGCCAUUAGUUCGGUGCAAAAGAGUAGGAGACUAAUGCUAUUUUCAUAAAACAACCGUUAUCAGCCUUGUGGAGAUAGAUAAAUUCGCAAAGGCCAGUGCUGCCGUUAUAUUGAUCACUAGUUAUUAUCUCUAAUUAUCUACCAGUACUGUGAUCAGGACACUGUUCUCCCUGUGCAGACCUGCAGCCUUCCUCCAAUGCCCGGUGCCUCUCCCUGCUGCCGUGCUCACCUGGUUCCUUUGUGUCAAGAAAGGUUGCAGCAUCAGACCCCGCUAAGAAAUGCUGACAGGGCCUCAGCCAUCCCAGCUGCUUCAAACCAUGGGAAGACCUGCGCUAGAAACCUGAAGGAAUUGCUCACAUCCGAAAACACACUGCAGCUGAAAGCAUCCUUUGUGCUGUUUUGUUCCUUGUUUUUUAAAUCUGCGUGGCUUUCUGUGCCUGAACACCCACCAUUUAUUCUGCUGAGGGAAUUGCAGCCUUCCAGGAGGGGAGUUUGAAAAAGCUCUGCGAGCUCUUUGGUUUUGCCCACCCAGCUGCAUGGCGAUGCUCUACCGGUGGGUUCAUCCCUCCCUGUCUGUUCCUUAGGGUAAGUAAGUGUUGUCACUCAACAGCAGCUGCAGCGUCGUUGAGGAAAUCAAACCAUUAAAAAUGACAAAAUUCUGGUUUUGUUUUGCCCUGUAUUUUCAGAAGACCCCAGGCCAGACCCCCGGCAGACUUACAUUGGCGCUACUCCAUCAGAGUCUCCAGAGAUGUGUUGAUUAGUGCCAGCCAUGGAGCCAGGCCUGGGGUGGUUUUUUUGUCAUCACUAAAACUAACCUCCUUCCACCCGCCACAAAGCCACAGGAUCUCAGUUAUUCAAAAUUGUCUCAGGCAGGCAAAGUAAAAUCCUGCAUCUUUCACGUGGGUCCCCUUUUAACAAUUAACAUCUCUGCCAUCAGAGUCUCCUUGAAUGGCCCCGCUGCAGGACUGUGCUGCAAUUGACCCUGGUAUAUAUAGACUGUGGUCAAUAAGAUUUUAAUGUAAAUAGAAAAGGUCCUCUGGUAUAAUUAAAAUUGAUGGGUGAGGGGGAAAGUACUACCAGCAUUACCUGCAACCUCCUAUAGUAAAAUUCCGGAGAGUUAUCUGGAGUGCAAAAAAACCCCACCAACAUAACGUAUGGGUGAUUAGGCAGGCUCAUGAGGAUAAAUCGGCAAGUAAGAAAAGUAGAUGUUUGAUGAGGGAAGCCAAAAAAUGUAUGUGAAGUCAGUGGCCAAUAGGUUAGGGCUGGUAGACCAAAGGCUUUACAUAUAUCCUGACAAAUACCAUUGUAGCAAAGCUAAGUCUGAUGUUAGACAGGCACAGCACAGUGAUUACUCACAGUACAUGCAAAAACCAACAAAUAUUCUUGGUUUUUAUUUGAAAGCAGUAGAAGGAGGGAGUCAGCUUGCACGUUAAAAUGUAAUUCCUCCUACUCCAUCAGUAAUUAUGGGUAAUAUUAAGCAGCGACUAUCCAAACAUAUUUUUAAAUUUGUAGAACCAUUAACUGAAUCCAAAAGUGAAAGAAAACUUGCCUAGGACUCCUCAGAACCGGAAAGCAUAAAAGAAGCUUCAAAUGACACUAAAAACCCAGUAAUUCAAAAGAAUGAGUGAUUUGACCCAGAAAACUAGAGGCUCAUUAGCUUCCUAUCAGUCUUAGGCAAAACCAUGGUAAGGUUGAUAUGGCACAGUCGUUAAAGCAAUUAAAAAUUGAUAAAACCCUCCAAAUGAUUUUCAUAGAAAUGUAUCAUGCCAAAUAAACUUGCUAUCAUUUUUUGUGAUAUCAAAGCCUUGUUGAUAAAAGAAAUUCUGCUGGCAUACUAUACUUAGCCUCCUAUAGAUCAUUUGAUUCUGAUAAAGAACAAAAUAGCACAACGCAAAAUCAAUAUCGCCCAUAUUAAGUGGAUUAAAACCGAUUACAAGCCAGAUCACAAAAAAUAGCUGUAAAUAUUAAAUUAUCAUCAGGGAGACUAUUUCUAAUGAGCUCCUCCCAAGGUAUGCUCUAUUUUCAAUAUUCCCCCCAGGGAAAGAGAAAAUUACUGUUGGCAGCAGCCAGAGGUGACAAAAGCAGGGGCUCAGUAAAUAAUGAUAUGGAGCAGGUCAGUGGUAGAGAGUAACCUGGAGGACGGCAAAGUCAGAAAUCCCGGAGAGAUGGCGGCAAGUCCCACUUAGAGGCAUGGGGAGUACGUCUGGAAGAAUAUAGUGACUGUGAAGGUGUGAUGAAUAAUCUGUUCAGCGUCAGCCCCAGAGAUGCUCUUGCCAGCUGGGAUGUAGGACCUGGCAGUAGCGAUGCUGUUCCAGUUUGUUUGGUUACUGCCCGUCUUUCAAAAAGGGUAUCGACAACUUGGAAAGAUGAUUUUCAAUAGCUCCCAGUGUCAUUCAAGGGCAGGAAAACAGGUCUUAUUAUAGUGUCAGCCUAAUGAAGCUCAAGCUAUUAAUUUAUCAGAGGCAAUUUGAAGAGGUGACUUGAUCUCCGUCUGCAAUCACAAUCUUCUACCUGGGCAGGGAAGUGCUAUCUGAAGGCAGGUAGCUCUUUUAUUUAGAAGAAAAGGGAAUGAUGUGCUCUACUGGUUGGAAACUGAUUUCAGGCUAGAAAUUAAGUGCAAAUGCUCGACAGGGAGGAUAAUUACCCAUGGAGACAACUUACUUAGUUACCUGGCAUGUUCUCCAUCACAUAAAGUCUUUAAAUGUAUGCAGAGUAUUUUUCUAAGUCAAUAAGCUCUACCUCAAACUGAGAUGCAGGCUCGGUGCGGCAAUUACUGGAUGAGGUUAUUAGGCAUGUGUUAUGCAAGGAUUAGACUAGAUCAUCAGAUGUAAACUUCUAAAUUAAAAAUAUCUUGAAGUUUCCAAUAUUACAGGAAGGCAGGGCAACCUAUAUCCAUUUUUUCACACAAAAUGGUCUUAAUUUAAACAGCUUAUGUGAACAGAGCUAUGCUUGCCAGCAUUUGGCCUGAGUGUCAGUAGGUCUGCUUGCAGUUGCAAGGUCCUUCUGUGCGUAAUUAAAGGAAGAAAACCAGAUAAGAAAGGACAACACAAACCCUUGGACAUAUAAAGUCUGUUGUCUUUCAUUAAUAACAGCCUGAGACAAAAUGAUGCACUCAAACGACGGGGCCAAGUGGAAGUGUAGUCUGAGCAAGGAGUAACAACUGUGGGUUUGCCUUUUAAUUAAGGAGGUAGCAUCUUGCUGGCAAGAAACAGAUUUUCUUGCCUUCAACAACUGGCAGAGAAGCUGUGGUGCUGAUUGAGAAUUGUAUUGUAUCGCUGUGCAGCGGAACACAGUACAUGAAUUCCUUGCUUCAAAGACAGCAAACUGUUCCCGCUAUCAUGACGAGCCCCAUCGGAGCCGGUUAAUAAAGCCCUAGAAGUGAAACGACUUCAGUGGGACUACCCAGAGUAAUGAGAGCUGCUCCCAGCGGUGGCUUUUUGCAAGAUUGGGCCCUAUUGCCAUUGGCUGGUUUGAAUGUUGUACCUUAGAAAUAAGCAAAGGAGCGCUCGGCGUCUGAUUCAGGUUUCACAAAACCGCUGUCAAUAGAUGUGAGGCAAGUACCAACUGUCAGAGCCACCUUCUACCGUGCUUCAUCAGGCGGUGGGGAACAGCGCAAACUACAAUGUACGUUUUAAAGAGUAAACAGUUCACGCAGACCAGAGAAACUAUAAAAGCAAUACUUACGGCAAAUUGGUAUUGAAUCAACAUCAAGAAGCUGAAACAAGAAGGGAGCUAGCUAUGGCCAUAGCUAAGAAGAUAAAGAUCUUUGGGGAUUCUUGCUCUAAUCCAGUGUGAAAUCCUAAGAAAAUGAGUUUGGUCUAGAUUUAUUGUUUAAAGAACAUUGGUACAUGCUGGCCGCCUGUCAAAUAAAUUCUGCGGAUCACUGGCUUGUGUGCGUGAUGGCUUACAAGUGUCCUCAUGCUGCUGAGACACCUUGCAGCUUUGGGGGAGAGCUGUCCUUAACAGGCACGUCUGGGGUCAGGCUGGACGGAGAAGAAGCUGAACUUGCAAAUGACUAUAUAACGUCUGCUUCUGCCAUAGAAGUAGGAUUGUCAGCAUUAUUAUAACACAGCCAGGCUUAGUCUGAGAAUGAGACGAAAAGCUCCUUUCUGAUUUUAAUUCCAAAUAUAUAAAUUCUUCUUCAGAAAAGAAAAGUCCUCUGUAGCUGUUGUCACAUCUCUAAUCACGUUACUUCUAUUAAGCAGUUGCCUUGAAUUCAUCUAUUUAAUGUCAUAAGUCACCAAAUUAAAUAGCGAUACACAGGGUUUUUUUAAAGCAGGGAGAUCGAUAUUGCAGCAAAACUGCAUGUAAGCAAUAAGAAGCUGUGCAGAGAAAAAAAAACAAAUCGCAAUCUGCCCCAUCAGAUGCUUAGGGGACUUGGUUGGUUGGUUGGUUUUCUUUAUUGAGAGCACGGUUUUAUGUCUAGACAGAGGUUUUCCCUACUGAGCCAGACUUCGGUCUCAAGACUAGUCCAGAUAAAGAAAUGUUUGGAGUCCUCUUACCACUUCACCGGCAUCCCUUGUAUGCAAGAGGCUCCUUCUCUGCUUUGCUUCUGAGAAAAGCACAGAGGGACAUGAGCUUCCAGCCUAUGCAAAGCAUCUCAGGAUGAGACCCAGAUCUCAGCCUGCUCCCUGAGUCCCACGCCACUGACUGGGGCGGGGAAUGGGGCCACGUUGGGCUAACCCGCAAAUGAAGCCCAGUGUCCUGUGCCGUGCUGAGCGCUCUCUUGAAGCCAUUGCAGGAGACACAUUACCUUGCAGAAUCGGACCCUGCGUUUCUGGGCACCAGCUGGGGUUGCUGCUGUCUGCUGGGCUUCCCCUAAAAUAGAGAUGAACUGCACAGGGCAAUGUGCACAGGGGAAUGACCAGCAUUUCCCCAAAGAGGCUGCAUGCUCUGAGGAGAAGACUCCUUUGCUUUGCACUAAGCUGCUGGGGUACUUGGUGAGCAUAAGAGGCAUAUUUUUAACUUUCUCAGAGUUAUUGCAGAACCUGAAAGUGGCAGGGACAUGCUUUGGGACGUGCUGGGCUUUGUUUUCAGUUUCUUGUAGGGACUGUAGCUGUAUCGACCUGCCUCACAAAAUCAUUUCUUUUUCACAAGUGGGGGGUAAGAUGGCAGUAGUGCCUGCCCGACUGCACAGCGUAAACCAGCAAAGGGGGCUCUAAAUUUGGGCUCCUCUGUUUUGAGGAGCUAAAUUUAAGGUUGAUUGAACCUGACUUUGGGAAGAGCAGAUAGCUGGCAGCUGGAAUGAUAGCCACACCUGAGCUGUCUCCAAAAGUUGCCCCCAGAUCCGUGGCCCAUGUACGGAUCAGAUGCUGGCGCGGCGGCGGUGGCAGCGGCAGCUGAUGAUGGACACGAGCUGCAGGGAGCGAGGGGGAGGCUGCAAUCAAGGUCCCGGGAAUCUGGUGGCCUGAUGGGGGAGAGCUGGAUGCAGAAGGGCUGAGUGCAAGCUCAUGGCCAUGCUGUAUGGUCAAAACGGUCUCUUGUAGCCGGCGAGUUGUGUCUGGUCCAGCUGCCUUUGGAGUCAGUGCUGGUUUACGCUCACUAAGGCAAUACUCUAAGUCAGUGAUCUUUUAAUGUUAACUUGGUUGAAAAUCUAGGAAAAUGCCAGCACUCCAAUGGUUAAAAAGCGACGCACUGUUAUUCCUGUGGCUGAACUUUUUUAAGACGGAGCCAAACGAGAUGGCAUAAGACAAAAGUGUGCCUUUUUGUUUGAUGUACACUGCAUUUCCCCAGGCAGCCAAGGUGUUCAUCUGUACACCAGUGCUUUUCUUCCCAAAACAAAAAUUAUCAUGCAGUCUAAUUUUUAGUAUACAAAGUGGCCAUCACUGUUAAUUCUACCCUACAGUUUUUAUAUUUACUCUUUAAUUCCUUCUGUUUUCAAAGAUCAACAAAAAAUAAAACCCAGGUGGGAGGGAGGAAUUCUUUUAAACUAUGAAAUUAGAAUCAAUAUCAAAUUUUUGGUAUCUUUGGGCAUGAUCUCUGGAAGCUUUGGAUAUCUGCUUUAUCAUUUUGUAUAUUUGACAAUUUUGUACUCUGCAUUGUUUGACUUCAUUUGUGCAUGGCGAUGUAUUAAAACAUGGAAUUUUUAUUAUACAGUAAAA